GCCUGCGCGCCGCGCUGCUUCCGGUGUGUGUUCGCGGGGGGACGCGGAGCGGAGCCGGGGCCAUGGCGGAGGGCGGCGCGGAGCGGGCCGAUGGCCGCAUCGUGAAAAUGGAGGUGGAUUAUAGCGCGACGGUGGACCAGCGGCUGCCCGAGUGCGAGCGACUGGCGCAGGAGGGGAGAUUGCAAGAAGUAAUUGAAAACCUUCUCUCCUUGGAAAAACAAACGCGAACGGCUUCUGACAUGGUUUCCACAUCGCGUAUCUUAGUGGCUAUAGUGAAGAUGUGUUAUGAAGCUAAAGACUGGGAUGCUCUGAAUGAAAAUAUUAUUCUUCUGUCAAAGAGAAGAAGUCAGUUAAAACAGGCAGUUGCUAAAAUGGUCCAGCAGUGCUGCACUUACGUUGAAGACAUCACAGACUUACCAGUGAAACUGCGCUUAAUUGACACGUUGCGUACAGUUACAGAAGGAAAAAUAUAUGUGGAAAUCGAACGUGCUCGCCUGACAAAGACACUUGCAACAAUAAAAGAACAGAAUGGUGAAGUGAAAGAGGCUGCCUCUAUUCUGCAAGAAUUGCAGGUGGAAACUUACGGUUCAAUGGAAAAGAAAGAACGUGUAGAAUUUAUCCUUGAGCAGAUGAGGCUCUGUCUAGCUGUAAAAGACUACAUUCGGACUCAAAUUAUCAGCAAAAAAAUUAAUACAAAAUUUUUUCAAGAAGAAAACACAGAAAAACUAAAAUUGAAAUACUACAACCUAAUGAUCCAGCUGGAUCAACACGAAGGCUCCUACCUCUCCAUUUGUAAGCACUACAGAGCCAUUUAUGAUACUCCAUGUAUUCAAGCUGAGAGUGAAAAGUGGCAGCAGGCACUGAAGAGCGUUGUUCUUUAUGUUAUUCUUUCACCUUAUGACAACGAACAAUCUGAUUUGGUGCACAGAAUUAGUAGUGACAAAAAGCUAGAAGAAAUCCCGAAGUAUAAAGACCUCCUAAAAUUAUUUACCACCAUGGAGUUGAUGCGAUGGACUGCCCUAGUUGAAGAAUAUGGGAAAGAAUUGAGAGAAGGGUCCCUCGACAGUCCUGCAACAGAUGUUUUUGGCUGUACAGAGGAAGGUGAAAAGAGAUGGAAAGAUUUAAAGAACAGAGUUGUGGAACAUAAUAUUAGAAUAAUGGCUAAAUAUUAUACCAGAAUUACAAUGAAGAGAAUGGCACAGCUCCUGGAUCUGUCCGUUGAUGAAUCGGAGGAGUUCCUGUCUAACCUAGUAGUUAACAAGACCAUCUUUGCUAAAGUAGACAGGCUGGCAGGAAUUAUCAAUUUCCAGAGGCCUAAGGAUCCAAACAAUAUACUGAAUGACUGGUCUCACAAGCUGAACUCACUAAUGGCCCUAGUUAACAAAACCACACAUCUCAUUGCCAAAGAGGAGAUGAUACAUAACCUACAGUAAGGUGCCUCAAUAAUCUCAGUGCUUUUAAAGAAGGCAUUAAAUCUUCAUAAUAGAGACUAUUAUUACAGUGUGUAUAUGUUUUUUUUUCUCCCCAUCAGGGCUUCCUGGUCUAAAAUUUAGAACAUAAUUCUGAAAUUCCUGUUGACAGUUGAGUUCCCUUGAUUAUUCAUUCAGUUGUUAAACAUUUUUGCUACAAUUGGUGAAAGAACAUAAUAAAACUGUAUUGCCUGUA
Molecule: messenger RNA, 1665 nt
Organism: Gallus gallus (chicken)
Lineage: Eukaryota; Metazoa; Chordata; Aves; Galliformes; Phasianidae
Gene: PSMD12
Product: proteasome 26S subunit, non-ATPase 12
Exons: 11
Coding region: 63-1433 (456 amino acids)
Cellular component (GO): nuclear proteasome complex; proteasome regulatory particle, lid subcomplex; cytoplasm
Source: RefSeq, marked provisional